AUGUCGAGCCAACCGCAAACACCUGGCCAUUCGCGCCACUCGACUAUCGACUUUCAGGCCAACAGCGUGGGCUCAUCACCGCAAGGUCGAAGACAGUCAAGAUCAUCGCUACAGGAUCCCGGCACACCUCUGAGACAGUCUUUCACCCAGGGCGAUGGGCUGGAUGUCUUCAGCAGCGGAGGGAUGGGCGGUAUGGGAGGUGGCGGAGGAUUGGGAAACCUUGCCGACGAACUAGCCGAUGCUCUCUCGGACGGCGAAGAUGACGAAUACUACGACGACAAUACCGGGGCACCCGACGUCAGCUUUGACGUGCAAGAAGCCGGCACAGACGGCGUCGAGGGACAGCGGGACAGCGGCGUCGAUGUCGACCCAAGCCCGAAACACUUGACGCAUUCCAAAAACAUGAGUCUCAGCUUACCGUCACCAAACCACGGUCGGCACCGAAGAGCCGGUAGCGAGUAUGACGGAAGCGAGUAUGGAUCGGAGUCUGACCUGGACUCUCCCAGCAUGCCGCCGAGUCUCGUGGCCAAGAUCGAUGCAGUGGAGUCGCUGGCUCGGAGAGGGACAGAAAACAACGGCAGCCAGACGGACGGGGUCUUCACUAGAGUCACAGACAGUCUGAGGGACCUGGGCUCGCAGUCUGGCGUGGAGGGCGGAGCGACCAGGUUGAUCACGGCUCAUUCCGCACUGACCACUCACUUGACUCAUCAAACGCGGCAGGUCCAGACCUUGGCGUUUCCCCUGCUGUCGCCUCUUGUGGCACCGCCAGACCCUGAGACGAUCGAAGAGAUCCUUCCGUUGCUAGUGUCUCUGUCGGAGCAGAUGCCACGGCCGUCGACAACAGCUUACAACUCACUAUCGGGACUGCACACGCUCACCAACGAUCUGGUGCAGACCCUGAACUACCUUUCCGAUACUCUACACAUGUCGAGGCAGACCAGCAUUACAGCGACGCGCAGACUGAAGAGCGCAAAGGAGCUCGUUGCCGAGAUGAGGCAGGAAGAGGAGCUGCGUGAGGAGGGCGAGCGGUGGAUCGCCAAAGGCAACUGGGGCGAGAGACUGAAGAACCGUGAAUGUGCACACAUCUGCGGCGAGGUCGUCGGCGGAUUCGAGGAGGUCUGCAACUCGUGGAGGGCGAGACUACUGGCGCAAGCCGAGGGUGCGCAAGCAUAA
Molecule: messenger RNA, 1173 nt
Organism: Thyridium curvatum
Lineage: Eukaryota; Fungi; Ascomycota; Sordariomycetes; Thyridiales; Thyridiaceae
Exons: 2
Coding region: 1-1173 (390 amino acids)
Source: RefSeq, a predicted model, not a curated record